Messenger RNA from Durio zibethinus, 2384 nucleotides. The record is from RefSeq and is a predicted model, not a curated record. NCBI's taxonomy places the organism in Eukaryota, Viridiplantae, Streptophyta, Magnoliopsida, Malvales, Malvaceae.
CUGGUCCCCUCCUACUUUCCUGACGCAGUGUUCAAACACUAUUGCACUCUUUCCUCGUCUUCCAGCCCUUUCCAUUUCUAUUUAUAAUCAAAAUCUUCGAUUUUUAUUUUCAACUUUCAAUUUUCAAACAUUUCUUAAUCCUUUCCACCUUAUAAAAAUUCUAAAAAAAAAAAAACCAUGACUUCCAAAUAUUUCUUACUCCUUUUCUUGUUUCUCUUUUGUUUCUUUUCUUUCCCAUCUCACGCUCGCUUCAUCACCGGCCGUCCAUCCCCAACCGUUCUCGUUUCCGAUGGAAUCUCCACUGUCAAAAACAACCCACCUUACCUCCUCCUCAAACCGCUGGUUUCGGUGGAGGAAUCGUGUGAACAGACGUAUGGGUUCUUACCCUGUACAACUACGGUGUUGGGAAACUUGUUUUUAAUCAUUGGUUAUGGAUACCUUAUGUUUUUAGCUGCUACUUACUUGUCCAAUGGAAGUGAGCUUUUGCUUCAGAUCCUUGGUCCCGGGGUUGUCGGAGGAUUGUUGUUGCCUAUUCUUGGAGCUCUUCCCGAUGCAAUGCUUAUUCUUGUAUCCGGACUUUCUGGAACCACAGAAACUGCUCAAAGUCAGGUCUCUGUUGGAAUGGGAUUGCUUGCUGGGUCAACUGUCAUGCUUCUCACGGUGAUAUGGGGAACGUGUGUUAUUGUUGGCAGGUGUAAUCUUCAUGAUUCAGUUGCAGUAGACGGAACAAUUACAAAAGGAUUUAGCCUAACAGAGACUGGUGUCAGUACUGAUAUAUGGACUUGCUAUGCUGCAAGAAUAAUGGCUGUAUCAGUUAUCCCAUUUAUUAUUGUUCAACUACCACAAGUUCUAAAUUCAACUUCAGGAAGACACUUAGUAGUUUUGAUUGCACUUAUUGUAUCAGUCUCAAUGUUGGUUUCUUAUUGCCUUUAUCAGGUCAUUCAGCCUUGGAUCCAGAGAAGACGACUUGCUUUUGCAAAGCACAAACAUUUCAUAUCACAAAUCUUAGUUCAUUUGAAAAAGCAAGCUUUAGGAAAGCUUCUUACCGAUGAUGGUGAACCCAAUACUGAGAUUAUAAAAAAGUUGUUUGAGACAAUUGAUGAGAAUCGCGAUGGUAGUCUUUCACAUUCUGAACUGAAAGCAUUUAUGAUAGGAAUCCGUUUUGAAGAAAUAAACUUUGAUAAGGAUGAUGCUGUGAUAAAAGUAAUGGCAGAUUUUGAUACCUCCCAUGAUUCUGUUGUUCAGCCGGAGGAGUUUGUUAAAGGAAUCACAAAGUGGAUUAAUGAAGCAAAGCGAACUGGGGGUGCUUAUCUUGAACCUAAUUCUGGAACGUUUAAGUUUAUUGACCGAUUUUACCAGCAAACCAAGAGAGAACAUGAUUUGUUGGGGCCGGAGGAACAAAGUGAUGAGGUUGUUGAUCGCGUUGAAAACCCUGGGUGGAUCUCCUUCAAAGCUGUGCUAAUGUUACUGUUGGGUACCAUUAUUGCAGCUGCAUUUGCGGAUCCACUGGUUGAUGCUGUUGAUAAUUUUUCUGAUGCGACAAGCAUUCCGUCUUUUUUUGUCUCAUUUAUUGCAUUACCAUUGGCUACCAACUCUAGUGAAGCUGUAUCAGCCAUUAUCUUUGCUAGCCGCAAAAAGCAGAGGACUGCAUCUUUAACAUUUUCUGAGCUUUAUGGAGCAGUAACCAUGAAUAACGUCCUCUGCCUGUCAGUUUUCCUGGCACUUAUUUACAUCCGGGGAUUGACGUGGGACUUCUCAUCUGAAGUGUUGGUAGUUCUUAUUGUUUGCAUUGUGAUGGGUGCCUUUGCCAGCUUCCGCACCACUUUCCCUCUUUGGACAUGCUCGGUUGCUUAUAUCCUUUAUCCAUUUUCCUUGGCGCUCGUUUAUGUGCUUGAUUACAUCUUUGGUUGGUCAUAGGUUCAUAAAUGUGAUGACUAAUCUAGGAGGGUAGCAUGGCAGAUGCCACUCAAAUGAAACUAGAUUUCGGUUUCAAGAAGGUACCUGGGCUGGGAUUCGAGCCGAUUCUGGGGUAGCUUCAACAAGAUCAGACGCUUAUAGUCUUAUUCAUGUUGCUUCACGGCCCAAACUGCACCACUCCGCUCUGUGAAAAAAAAAAAAGAAAAGAACAAAAACAUGGAGAAAAGGGAGAAGAAGAAGAAGAUCAUGCAAGUUAAAGCUCAUUUUGUUGCGGUGGCUGAUAUUCCUAGAAACUUGGAACGAAAAGAAUAUCUUAUGAAGCUAGCGGAAUUGAAUUGCAUAGAGAAAAGAACUGCACUAGAAGCCACUGCCUUCAAUUAUUUUUUAACAAAACUACACAAAAUGUCUUUAUACAAUGUUGACUUCAAACGCUAGUCUUUGUUUAAUCAAAUUGGCAUCUAAAAUCA